CGCCACAAUGUUCUACCACAGAAUAUUGCGAGCGCAGCAUUUUCGUUUCUUUCACGAAGCAUAUGCUUAGCUAAGCAAUAGGGCUAAAACGGAAAGGGUUUGCUUAUUUUAGAGUUCAAUUAGAAUAGCUUGUGUGCCUUAUGCAAAGUACAGUUACUUUUACGCCUAUCUUAUAUGAAAGUGUACCUUUAUAGAUUUCUUCUACGUGUUUUGUGAUAUUUUUAUUUUAUUUUGCUCUAGGAAUGCUCGAGACCGCCCGCCCAACCGAAUGUCGAAGACAGCAGUGGGCAAAUGCUGACGGUCCAACAUGCACAUAAAAGUUUUAUUGCCUUGCAUAUUAGGUGUCUCCGUCCUGAACGCUGCAGGAUUCACUAUUAAGAGGUGCGGCCGUGACCUGAAAACUGGUGACUUUUGUAUGGUUCCUUACUGCAACGGUACAUGCUACGAUGACGUGUGCCUCUGCCCUUGGGAAAAAAAGCCAUUUUCACUUCCCGCGGCGGUGGUAAAUGUGUCCACGCUUAAGAAAGCGCCGUCAGAAAGUUUGACAGUAACCCCGCCAUUGACACCUCAGCGUCCGUCCAGCCCGCCUGCAGAGACACUGCCAAUCCAAUCACCGCAGCCUCUAACACUUGUCACUACGACACAGCCGUUCGACACUGAUGCAAGUAGGCUGCCUGAAAGUACGACUGUAGAAUCUACCACCCAAAGGAUGACUACCAAAAGUACGACUUUAGAAUCUAUCACCCAAAGGAUGACUACCAAACUUCGAAGGAAGAAAAAGCCUCACCACUGCAAGUGUCAUGGGUAGAUGAUUACGCAGAAAGAACCAUCAUUUCUCCGUAAUAAUCCAUUAGAAUGAUAUGGCAGUAAAAUUUAUCGCACAAUGCAAUUGACCAGGGAAGAUGUUGCGUCCUAGUUACACAGUUUUUAGUGCCCUCUAAAAACGUUUGUAGCCUGAAAACGUCCUUGUGUUUUACGGGCCAAAAUCACAACAGAAUUACGAGGCACACCGUAGUAAGGGACCUCAGUAACAGUACCGCGCCCUCAGACUUAGAAGCGCAACGCCAACGUCACUAGGAGACCACGACGAUUAGUUUGCAUCCUUUGGGGCUUUUCUUGUCCCCCCACAAUAAUCAGCAUCUCUCCUGCCGGCAUUGCCUUCUUUUAAAACAGCGCUUGCUACUUUCCUUUCAAGAAUAUGCUAUGUCACGCAGAUAACGCACACGCUCAUCGUGACCUGUAAAUACGGUGGCGCGCAGCAUUAAACAAAGACACGCAAGAUGGACGACGAUUAUUGUUUGCGGACAAGAAAGCCCCGAAGAGUGCAAAUCUUUCUUUGAGUGUGGUCGCCCUGAUCAGGCCACUGCUCAGGCACCGUAGUUUUGGGUAAACAGGGCGAGUUCGAAUGUGUUAAUGCCCGCGAUCGUCUCACCUUCUUCCGUGUAUAGUUGCUGCGCUGACCGGUCAUGAAGUAUAUUGCGUUGUUGACGGGUUAACAAGUUGUUGCAUUAAACACUUGAAAGAUUAUUUAGUAAACGCAAGAAGAUGACUAAUGCAGAGAAACCCUUGCAUUAAACCUGAUAGCACACCAUUAUACAAUAAACAUUGGCCUUCUGUUAGUCCUACUUGGUGUGCUUUUUUCUAGAAGUGCUAUUAUUCCGCUUCAUGCAUAUGCUCAGGAUGCAACAAGCGUCAUGGGAAUACUAAUGCGGUGAAGUUGACCACAUGGAAGUAUCAGUGGUGUGCCCUCUCUUUCAGUAGGGUUUGUUGGGUGGCGGGAUGGCAAAAGUAAGCAAUAAAAUGGAUUGAUUUUUCCAAUAA
Molecule: messenger RNA, 1821 nt
Organism: Dermacentor andersoni
Lineage: Eukaryota; Metazoa; Arthropoda; Arachnida; Ixodida; Ixodidae
Source: RefSeq, a predicted model, not a curated record